This is a messenger RNA of Acromyrmex echinatior (Panamanian leafcutter ant), 942 nucleotides long. RefSeq names its product histone-lysine N-methyltransferase SETMAR-like. NCBI's taxonomy places the organism in Eukaryota, Metazoa, Arthropoda, Insecta, Hymenoptera, Formicidae. The record is from RefSeq and is a predicted model, not a curated record.
AUGUCGGAGAAUAAGGUGCAUUUUCGGCAUAUUUUACUUUAUUACUUCAAGAAAGGCAAGCGAGCUGCGGAGGCCCACCGAAAGAUAUGCGGCGUAUACGGGGACGAUGCCUUAACAGAACGUGCCGCUCAGAAAUGGUUUGCCAAAUUUCGUUCCGGAGAUAUGAGUCUUGAAGAUGGAUCCCGCAGCGGUCGGCCCACAGAAGUUGAUUCGAAUGAUAUCAAGGCACUGGUUGAGCAAGACCGGACGCUAAAGCGAGAGAUUGCGGAGACACUUAAAAUAGAUUAUGGAACCAUUCAAAGACAUUUGCAACAGCUUGGCUACGUGUCCCGCCUCGAUGUUUGGGUGCCGCACAAGCUGACCGAGGAGAAUCUGGCCAACCGCAUGUCCAUCUGCAAUUCACUUCUAAAGCGGCACGAAAGCGACCCGUUUCUCAAACGAAUAGUGACUGGCGACGAAAAGUGGAUCAUCUACGACAACAUAGUGCGCAAGAGAUCAUGGGGAAUCGCUGGCGAGCCGCCGAAUGUCACCCCGAAGGCCGGCCUGCAUCCGAAGAAGAUUUUGCUAUCCAUAUGGUGGGAUCAUCGUGGUGUGCUGUUUUACGAGCUGCUUCCUCAGGGAAAAACGAUUGAUUCGAAGGUCUACUGCACGCAGCUAACGAAAUUGAAUCAAGCAUUGCGACAGAAACGUCCAGAACUGGUCAAUCGCAAAGGUGUCAUAUUCCACCAUGACAACGCCAGACCCCACACCGCAAUAAUCACUCAGCAAAAACUCCCAAACUCCCUCAACGGGAAAUCGUUCGCUGAUCAGACAGCUGUAAAAACGUACCUCGACCGAUUUUUCGCCUCUAAGCCUCAGACCUUCUAUGAGAGCGGAAUAAUGAAAUUGUUGGAAAGAUGGCAAGAAGUCAUCAACAAAAACGGAGAAUAUAUCAUUGAUUAA